ACAAAAUGCCACCAGGAUGGCUGAGUUUGCCUCUUUAGUUUUUACAAUACAAAAUUAGAAAAACUCUCUCUCUACUCUGCAAAUCAGUUUGCCUUUGGCGGCAACCGGGAGAAGGGUUUUUCAAAUCACCGUACAAUUCCAUCAUCAUCAUCUUCUUCUUCUUCUUCUUCUUCUUCUCCGGACUAUGUCUUUCGGACGCCUUCUUGGAAACUCCGUUCCUUUCUCCGGCUUAUUCAGGCAGAUGGAGCAAGAGAUGGAGACUGUAGUUAAGGUACUACAGCCAGGGCCUUUGGGCAUUGUGGAGCACAAGUUUUCAGCUGAAGAGAUAAACAAGGCAAAGGCCAUAGUUGAAAAAGCAGUCAAGAAUUGGAGGAGGAAUGCGAUUAUGGAGAAGAGAGCUCAUAUCUUGGACGAUUACAUUCGCAUAUGAUAGGUUAAUUGUGAUUUUUCUUUAAUUCAAUAUUGGACUAGAAUGAUUGCUCCUGUACAUUACAUAACUGUUAUUUAUGUUCAACCUGAAAUAAAAAAAUUUUUUUUUGCACCAUUUCUAGUAAAUGUUUAUCUGAAAGUACAAUAGAUUUCAUUGGAAGUUUACAUGAGUUUUUUUUUUUAGUUCUGUAUUUGUUAUGUUUUAUGACGCUGAGAAAUUGUAUUUUCUUUUUCUGAUAAAUGAGUUUCGUAUUUUUCCUGUUC
Molecule: messenger RNA, 693 nt
Organism: Macadamia integrifolia
Lineage: Eukaryota; Viridiplantae; Streptophyta; Magnoliopsida; Proteales; Proteaceae
Exons: 2
Coding region: 185-430 (81 amino acids)
Source: RefSeq, a predicted model, not a curated record